AUGGAUGCAGAAUCAUUAGAACACAUAGUACCAGAUGGCGGAUAUGGAUGGGUAAUAGUGCUUGUUGCAUUUAUGUCAAUAGGUAUAAGUUCUAUUUUCUCAUUAGAUCCAUUUUUCACCUAUCUAAUAGAUAGGUUUAGUCAUAAACCUUUGAUGAUCACAAUACUUUUUGCAAUUUCCAAUAUAAUAGCAAGCUUUGCCGUAGCUCGCCGAGGAUUAGCAAACGGCAUUGCUAUAGCUGGUGGUGUUGGACCUUUGAUUUAUUCACCAAUAUUAUCCAAAUUAUUAUCUAGCAUUGGUCAUCAAUGGACAAUAAGUGUUUUUGGUUUAUGGGGAACUAUAUUAUUGAAUAAAAAUUGUGUUGGAACACCUUCAUUAUGGUUCGUUAAGCGCCGAGGAUUAGCAAACGGCAUUGCUAUAGCUGGUGGUGUUGGACCUUUGAUUUAUUCACCAAUAUUAUCCAAAUUAUUAUCUAGCAUUGGUCAUCAAUGGACAAUAAGUGUUUUUGGUUUAUGGGGAACUAUAUUAUUGAAUAAAAAUAAUGAUUUGUCGUCGUUGUCAAAGAAACAACAGAUUUUAGAUUUAAGCAUAUUUAAAAUUCCUGAAUUUGUUGGAUUAUCUUUGGUUUCUUUAUUUAUGUCUUUUGGAUUUUUUGUACCAUAUUACUUAAUACCAUUACUAUUAAUAUGGACAUUUUCAACAACUUUAGUACCUUUAUUAAUUUUUGCUAUGAUUUAUGGAAUGAAUGCUGGUGGUUUCGUUUCAUUGCUUUCGGUGGUUGCCACGGACAUAGUAGGCUAUGACCAGAUAACAAAUAGUAUAGGAUAUUUAUAUGCUAUUGAUAUAAUUGGCACAACUUUUGGUACACCAAUUGCAGGUGCUUUGUUGGAUUUAAGUAAAUCCAAAGCAACAAAUCAAGAGGGAGUCGAAAUUUAUUUUUUACCAAUAAUAAUUUCUUGGGCUAAACUUUCAUCAUCACCCUCAUUAAUUGAAACCGCUUGUUGCAUAGUCAUUCUUAUUCUUACAUUGCUAGAUCUUGCUUGA
Entrophospora sp. SA101 is the source of this 1044-nucleotide messenger RNA. Lineage: Eukaryota; Fungi; Glomeromycota; Glomeromycetes; Entrophosporales; Entrophosporaceae. The record is from the annotation of a GenBank genome assembly.